This is a messenger RNA of Stegodyphus dumicola, 1842 nucleotides long. RefSeq lists its product as uncharacterized. The record is from RefSeq and is a predicted model, not a curated record. Lineage: Eukaryota; Metazoa; Arthropoda; Arachnida; Araneae; Eresidae. Gene Ontology annotation, cellular component: nucleolus. Gene Ontology annotation, molecular function: nucleic acid binding; zinc ion binding.
AUAACGAUGGCAACACAUUUUAUUGCUGGCACUGUUUUGGUUUUCUCUCACGUUUUUAUUUAAACUUGAUUCUGAUUUCUCGCGGCAAUUCUCUUUCUUUAACAGAAAAUGACUCGAUGGGCAAGGUCUGGAAGCACACAGAAACAUAAAAAAAUGCCUGGUGAUGCAACACCUUGGGAGGAAUUUUCAAAGCAAAUGAAGAUACAUCAGAAUGCUGGGCAUUCUUUUAAAAAGAAAAAAAAAAUGGAAAGUUUUAUUAAGAAGCGUGAAAAUAUUUCCUCUGAGGACAGCAACAAACAUAUGAGUUUGCAACAAAAUGAAAGCGAGAAUGAAUUUGCAAAUGCUACAGUGCAGAAUUCUUUUGUAAAACGUCUUGAAGGAGAUGAUGAUAAUAAAAUAAUGUGUAAAUCUUCUAAAAGAACUCGUGAAUUAGAUAUGUCUGAUUUCUCACCAAAGAAGAAGAAAAAGAUGUUGAAAAAUAAACAUGAUGUAAAUGAUUUUUCUGCAGAUUUCAUUCCUGUAAAACAUUCUGAAUCAGAUGCUGAAGAAAACAAUGAUAAGAAAAUAUAUAACAAUUUAAAAAUUAUUGAUGGGGUUGCAUUUGCAUCUAAAAAAGAGUUUAAAAAAGCAAUGAGGGAGGAAAAAAUUAAGGAUAGGAUUAGUCAAAAGAAAUUACUGAAGAACAACAACAUGGCAGAAAAUGCAUCAGAUUGUGGAGAUACUAAAACAGAAAAGGUAACUGAUAGGAAUGGGUCAUAUAGCUGUUUUCACACAAAGAAUCCAGAAUCCAUAUCUCAAGGGAAACACAGGCAAGAUGCAAACAGUAAUAUUCACAGAAUAAAAUCUGCAGAUGGGAUGACACAGUUAUCGAAAAAACAAUUAAAAAAAGAAAAGAGAAGGAAAAAAUUAAUGAAUAUGAGAAAUCAGGAUUCGACGUCAAGCCAGAAUGUAAAGGAAAAGAUUUCUGAGAGUAUGAAAAUUGAAAAAGAUUUAAAUCAAGAAGAAUGUAAUGCCGUUAGCAACAAUAAAACAGAUGUUGCUGGUGAAUCAAACUUGAAACAAGGAUUUAAAAAAGUAAAAAAUAAAAAAAGCAAGUCUUCUUGUCAAAGUUCUGUAGAUGGUAAAGAUUUGUCUACUGAGGAAGUGAACUCCAAAAAGGUGCCAGAAAAACGUUUCACAAAAAUGAAAGAAUCAUAUCUUGAAAAACUUCAGAGAAAAAGAGCUAAAAAUGGUAUUUUAUUACUUCCUGCAAAAAUCGAACGUAAAUUAUAUAAUAUAAAGAGAGCUUUAAGGGCAAAGGGUAUGCCUCCUGGAGUGAUAAAAGAAAUUAUAAGGAAAGAAAGACGUAAAGAAGAGCUGAAUUUCAGAAAGACUUCUAUUUCUAAGAUUUGCUUCAACUGCAGAAAGUCUGGUCAUCUGUUUGCAGACUGUCCAGUUAAACUAGGUGAAUCAGAUCAGGGAACUGGAAUUUGCUUUAAAUGCGGCUCUACAGAACAUACAUCAUACAAGUGUCCUAAAAAUAUAUCAGGUUUUCCUUUAGCAAAGUGUUUCAUCUGUUCACAGCAAGGCCACAUUAGUAAAGACUGCCCUCAUAACAAGCAUGGUAUAUACCCAAAAGGAGGGAAGUGCAGUAUAUGUGGAAAUGUGAAUCACUUAAGGAAAGAUUGCCCAACAUUAAGCAAGAAAAAUGAAGAAGAUACUGUUACUCUUCAUACUAUCAGUGAAUGGACAAGUAUUGAUGCAGAACCCGUACAAGAUGUAAAAAUACCCGAAAAGCCCAAUAAAAAGCCAAAAGUUGUAAAGUUUUUAAUAUAAAUAAAAAUUUGUUUUAUAUUGAAUUUU